Molecule: messenger RNA, 2406 nt
Organism: Anneissia japonica
Lineage: Eukaryota; Metazoa; Echinodermata; Crinoidea; Comatulida; Comatulidae
Product: dol-P-Man:Man(7)GlcNAc(2)-PP-Dol alpha-1,6-mannosyltransferase-like
Exons: 10
Coding region: 223-1671 (482 amino acids)
Biological process (GO): protein N-linked glycosylation
Cellular component (GO): endoplasmic reticulum membrane
Molecular function (GO): alpha-1,6-mannosyltransferase activity
Source: RefSeq, a predicted model, not a curated record
CUUUGCUAGGCCCUCAAUCCUAGCCUAGCUAGGCGGCAGGCUUGGCUAGGCUAGGGCCUAAUAAUAAUCCUUCCUGUCCGCUAGGUUGGUAGGAGGCAAGGCACUAUUUGGCGGGACUAGCCUAGGAUGAGCUGGGUCUGUGCUUAGGUCUAGGUCCACUGCUAGCUUGGCCUUGGCUCAAAACAACAGGGGAAGAAUCAGUCCCGUUUGAAUAAAGACAGGAUGUGGAUGUUUUUGUUAGCUUCAGCUGGAGUUGUGCACUUGCUGGUGUGCCCCUUCACUAAAGUGGAGGAAAGCUUCAACCUGCAGGCAAUGCAUGAUAUCCUAUAUCAUACAACCAACAUUACAGCUUAUGAUCACAAUGAGUUUCCAGGUGUUGUCCCAAGAACUUUCAUUGGACCUCUGUUUGUGUCUCUAUUGGCAAUGCCUUUUGUUACAUUCUUCUCUCUCAUUGGAGCUUCGAAAGUGAUUUCGCAGGUCAUUGUCAGGUUCUUUCUUGGAGUCUGUGUACUUCUAAGUUUGAAUCAGUAUAGAAAAUCCAUAAGAAUCCGAUUUGGACAGGACGUUGCUAAAUAUGUUAUGAUUAUUACAGCUACACAAUUCCACUUUGCCUUCUAUAUGACAAGGCCACUGCCAAAUAUAUUUGCUCUAACUGCAGUCCUUGUAGCCAUUAGUGCAUGGAUUAAUGACAGACCUGCAGUGUUUAUCAGUCUCUCAGCAUUCGCUAUCAUCAUUUUUAGAGCUGAGCUAGCCAUUCUGAUGGGCCUCAUGCUACUAAUGGAACUAGUUAAUGGAAGAAUCAGUAUUGUAACACUUUUAAAACAUGCAGUCCCUGCUGGAGUAGUUUGUUUGGGUCUGACUGUCCUUGUUGACUCUUACUUUUGGCAGCGGUUACUUUGGCCUGAGGGAGAAGUUCUCUGGUACAACACCAUCAUGAAUAAGAGCUCAAACUGGGGUACACUUCCAUUUCUUUGGUAUUUUUAUUCUGCCAUUCCAAGAGCCCUCUCCAGCAGCCUUCUCCUGGUUCCCGUUGGUGCUUAUGUAGAUCUGAGGAUCAGGACUUUUCUUCUGCCAGCCAUUGGCUUUGUCUUUCUCUACUCAUUCCUUCCACAUAAGGAACUGAGAUUUAUCAUCUAUGUCAUUCCCAUACUCAACACUGCUGCAGCACGGGCAGUCUGCCAUUUUUUCAACAACAGGAAAAAAUCCAUACUUAUGACUUUGAUGUCAUUAGCAAUUGUCGGCCAUUUUGUUGUCAACAUCGCAAUGACCUCUGGGUUCCUGUAUUUAUCGUACCAUAACUACCCUGGCGGAGAUGCUAUCAAUAGACUGCACCAGCUCAUACCAAAAGAAGAAAACAUACAUGUUCAUAUUGAUGUUGCUACAGCCCAGACUGGAGUUUCUAGAUUCACACAACUAAAUGACAAUUGGAUCUACAACAAAACAGAAGAUCUUACUCCAGGUGGACUUGACAUGAUGUCCUAUGAUGUUAUUUUCAUUAGUGCAUCUGAUGAAAAUGGGCCUGAACUUUCACCUUACAAAUCAUCUCAUUACAUAUUAGACCAUGUUAAAGGUUAUGGAGGCAUUGAUACCAAAAGUUUCAAAACUGUGCCAGAAGUGAAACUUGAGCCAAAGAUUUUUAUAUUAGAAAAGAAAAAAUGUGCGGAAUCAUAACAAUAUGAACCCAGAACAGUUUUUGAUAGCUUGUGAUGUAAUGUAGUAAGACUUUAUUGAAGUCACAUAUCACUUUAAAAUUCUAGAAAAGGGGUGGUGGUGGUGAAAAAAGUUGCCAAAAUUAAAUUUUGAUUUUAUUAUGUUGUAAAUUUUGAAUUUAUCAUGUAUUUGAAAUUCAGUAAUACUGUGCUGUAGUGUAAACUGUAAAAAAUAUUCACCCGGAAGUGGUGCCAUUGUUAAUGUUAUUUAAAAUUGUCAUAAAUUACUUCAGUACUAUAUUAUUGUAUACUCUAGUGGACAAAUAAAGUUGUAUAUUAAUGCAAUGCUAAUGGGAUGUUGGAGCCAAUAAACAGUAACGUAUCUAGAAGUAUUGAAAUGUUUGGGGGGGGAGGGGGUGUGAGCCUAAUGGGGGUUCAAAUGUUAUACGGAGGUUGAUAAUUUUGUCAGGGGGUGCUAGCUGGAAAGUAAGACAAUAUGAGGUAAUUUAUAUCUACUUGUGUAUCAUUUUUUUAUUUUUUUUUUCCGCACACCUGUAGAUAUGCCCCUGCCAAUACAGAGGAUAUACCAUAUGCAAUCUCUGGCAUCUUGGCCAUCCACAUUUCAUCUGGUUAUUUUGUAUGAACCUUCUUUAUAUAUCAAAUAAAAUUUACAAUUGCAGCCAUUUUUUGGACUUUUGCUUCAUGGAAAUAUAAUUUUUUUGUGACUGAAUAAAAUACAUUUUAUUUGUGUUAUUAA